Messenger RNA from Closterium sp. NIES-67, 594 nucleotides. Lineage: Eukaryota; Viridiplantae; Streptophyta; Zygnematophyceae; Desmidiales; Closteriaceae. The record is from the annotation of a GenBank genome assembly.
CCGACGGCCUGCCCAUCUGGUAAUGUAAUCCCACAACCCAACUUUCUCAGUUUGCCAGACUUCGCUCCAGCAAGCUCAUCCCACUCACCUAACAUCCCUUCAGCAAACCAGAGCAGACGCCAUGGCCGCCGUGUCCACCUCCGCUCUUGUUGCCCCCAGCUCCAUCAAGAGCUUCGAUGGCCUCCGCGCCAGCGCCACCCCCAGCCGGGUGGUGAAGUUCGCUCCCCUGAAGGGCAAGGGUGCCCUUGGUGCCCGCUGUGACUACAUUGGCUCCCCCACCAACCUGAUCAUGGUGAGCUCCAUCGCUCUUUGCUUCGUCGCUGGCCGCUUCGGCCUUGCCCCCUCAGCGAACAGGAAGUCCAGCGCCUUCCUGAAGCUGAGCGAGAGGGAGACUGGCCUUGGCACCAACGACCCUGCUGGCUUCACCGGCACUGAUGUGCUUGCUUUCGGAGCUGUCGGCCACGGCAUUGGCAUCGGCGUCGCCCUUGGCCUUAAGUACCUCGGCGUGAUCUAAGCAAUUCCAAUGCUGUACAUUUUCAAGAAUAGAUAAAUGAAAGGCUUUUACAAUUCUUAAUUUAAACAUUUUCCUGCUGC